Messenger RNA from Racocetra persica, 1091 nucleotides. The record is from the annotation of a GenBank genome assembly. Lineage: Eukaryota; Fungi; Glomeromycota; Glomeromycetes; Diversisporales; Gigasporaceae.
AAAAAGAAAGUAAUUAUAAUUAUUAUUAUGAAGCAUUUAGUGAACUUGAGAGAUUUGAAUUGAAGUUUGAUAAUGAUGAUGAAGAGAAAUGGACGUUUAAUUCUGAAUAUAAGUCACAAAUUUGUAGUCAACUUGCUACCUACACUCGAUCUCUUUCGCAUAUUACAAUUUCGAUUGAUCCUUUUCGACGGUCUCCACCUCCUCCGCUUAUAGUUUGCCGACCGAUAUUCGAAUUAAUUAGCUCGCAGGACAAGCUAAAAUUUUUAGAUAUAGAAGAAUUUUGGGAUGAAUUUAAAUACACGGAUGAAUUCUAUUCCUCUCUUCAAAGUCAAGCACACUCGAUUACUCAUCUCACUUUAACAAAUUUAACCGAAUUUGAUUUAUUGUUAUCAGUGUUAGUUAGUUGCGUCAAUUUACAAACUUUAGAAUUUUUAAUGGUACCUGAGCCAAACAUGGAAUCUUUUGAUUAUAUUACAAACCCACGAAAACCACUAAGUGUUAAAAAAUUAAUUUCAUAUGAUGCGAGAAGUGAACCUCAAUUAGUUACACAAUCCUUAGGAAUUAUAAUCAAGAUGGCAAAUAGAAAUUUAAGAGCUUUAAUGCUAUUUGAAGUGACAUCUGAACUUAUAGAUAUAAUUGGUCAAAAUUGUCCUAAUCUUGUGGAUUUAUAUUUAACAAUGUCAACAUCUUCCAUCUCACAUUUGCUACCUUUUCUUCCUUCUCUACCGUUGGAAUAUUUAUUUUUAUGGGAGGAUCACAGCAUGCCUUUUACUCUUGAUUUCGUUCUUCAAAUAGCAAGAUCUAUUCCCGUAACUUUGCAAAAUUUAGAAAUUACUUUUGAUAUGGCUCCUGAAAUUAUGUAUAAUUUUCUUUGGGAGUGUCCUGCAAAAUUUAGAGAAUUGGUAUUAAGAGUUGAUGGUUGUGAUGAUGAAUUCUUAGAGAUUGUUACUAUGUAUGCUAAGAAGAGUGGUGGAUAUUUAAGAACAUUGAAACUUUGGGGAUUGGGAAUUAAGUUUUCUGUUGAAGCUGUUGAAGAAGCCACGAAAGUUAUUCCCAGAAUCGUUAAUUUGGCAUCUUAUCCUCUUUGGUAG